Fonsecaea pedrosoi CBS 271.37 is the source of this 1644-nucleotide messenger RNA. RefSeq lists its product as uncharacterized. Bases 1 to 1644 code for a protein of 547 amino acids. NCBI's taxonomy places the organism in Eukaryota, Fungi, Ascomycota, Eurotiomycetes, Chaetothyriales, Herpotrichiellaceae. The record is from RefSeq and is a predicted model, not a curated record. The transcript is spliced from 7 exons. Gene Ontology annotation, biological process: transmembrane transport. Gene Ontology annotation, molecular function: transmembrane transporter activity.
AUGGCCAUCCUCACCGAGACCACAGGGGAAGCCGUCCCCGGGACGGUCCACCUGGUCGACCUGGACCACACCAUGCACACUCGACAUGCUGAUGCGGGCGCCGGUGAUAUUGUCCUGGUGCCGACGCCGUCCAACGACCCAGACGACCCGCUCAACUGGUCGCCGCGGAGGAAGAUCCUGUCGAGCAUCUGCACGAACCUAUACACUUGGUUCACCGGCAUGAGCGUCUCGACCGUGUACUCAGUCCUGGUCCCCCUCUCCAAAGCGUCGGGUGUGUCUGUGUCAACGCUCAACGAGGGCACGGGCUACAUGUUUCUGUUUCUCGGCUGGAGUCUGCUCUUCUGGCAACCCUUCUCGCUGAGAUACGGCAAGCGCCUGACCUACCUGAUCUCCAUUCUCGGGUCGCUGGGCACCAGUAUCUGGAGCGCCUACGUGACGAGCAACGGAGAAUGGAUCGCCAAGUGCAUCAUCCAAGGCUUCUUCAACGCCCCCAUCGAAGCCCUGCCUGAGAUCUCCGUCACUGACGUGUACUUCACCCACCAGCGAGGCACGUACAUGGGCAUCUACGCCUUCACGCUGGCCGGCAGCAAUUACUUCACCCCGGUGCUCUGCGGCUUCAUCGCCGACGGCCAGGGGUGGCGCUGGGUCUUCUACUGGCCCGCCAUCUUCCUGGCCUUUGUCUUUGUGUUUGAGUUCUUCUUCUUGGAAGAAACCAACUACACGCGCAAGACGGCGGGACUGAUUGUCGAGGUCGACACGCCACCACCCGAGCCAGCCACGGCCAAGGACGCGGCCGACACGGAGAAACUCCCCGCGACGGUGCUCUCGACCACGUCGUCCUCGACCCCGGUCGCCGACUACGGCCGGCCCAAGACGUUUAUGCAGAAACUAUCGCUCUGGAAUCCCCAGCCGGGCCAGCCGAUGGUGCAGCGGGCGCUCCGCAGCUUGAUGUUCCUGACCUGGCCGGUCAUAUUCUACGCGGGCUUCUCGUACGGGUCGUACCUGAUCUGGUUCAACGUGCUGAACGCGACGGCGUCCAUCAUCCUGGGCGGGCCUCCCUACAAUUUCGCCCCCUCGAUGGUCGGCCUGUCGUACCUGUCGUGCACCAUCGGCGUCAUCCUCGGGUGUUUGAUCUCCGGCCGCUUCAGCGACUGGCUGACCAUCAAGCUGGCCCGGCGCAACAGCGGCAUCAUGGAGGCCGAGCAGCGCCUGUGGCCCUUUGCCCUGUGCGUGCUGCUCGUCCCGGGCUCGCUGAUCCUGUGGGGCGUCGGCGCCGCCCACGGCGUGCACUGGUUCGGCCUGAUCUGCGCCAUGGGUUCGCUGGCCUUUGUGACCACUUUUGGCGUCACGUUGAGUGUCAAUUACAUGAUCGACAGUUACCACGGCAUCAGCGGCGACGCGAUUGUGACGGUGAUUCUGGUGCGCAACACCAUGUCGUUUGCGAUUAGCUACGGGAUAACUCCCUGGCUCACCAACCUGGGCUACCAAAACUGCUUCAUCUCGGCCGCCUUCAUCGGCAUGGCCGCGUCGAGCGUCUUCUUCGCCAUGAUCGUCUGGGGCAAGGGGUUCCGCGUCGCCAGCGCGGCUCGCUACUGGAAAUUGGUGGGCGCCGAUCGGGAGAAGGCGGGGGCGGGCGCUUCUUAG